AACCGACUAGGCACGCACACGUACGUAGCUCACUAGCUCCUCUCCUCUCUUCACUCUCAUCACCGGCCGGCAGCCUGAUAAUGGGCAGCUCCGUGGACAUCGCCGACGUCACUGCCAGCGUCACCUCUGUCUUGGCCGUCCCCGACGACAAGCCAGCGUUCCAGCCGCUCGACCCCGAGGACGUCCGCGCCUACCUCCACAAGGCCGUCGACUUCGUCUCCGACUACUACGCCAACGUUGAGUCCAUGCCCGUCCUCCCGGACGUCAAGCCAGGCUACCUGCAGGGCGAACUUAUGUCGUCUCCACCCACCUAUUCCACGCCGUUCGACGUCACCAUGAAGGAGCUCGGGGCCUCUGUAGUCCCUGGCAUGACGCACUGGGCCAGCCCAAACUUCUUCGCGUUCUUCCCUGCCACCAACAGCGCCGCCGCCAUCGCUGGCGACCUCAUCGCCUCUGCCCUGAACACCGUCGGUUUCACGUGGCAGGCCGCCCCCGCGGCAACCGAGAUGGAGGUUCUUGCUCUCGAUUGGCUUGCGCAACUCCUUCGCCUGCCCGCCACAUUCAUGAACCGCACCAGCACUGGCAGUCGUGGCACCGGCGGUGGUAUCAUCCUCGGUACCACCAGCGAGGCUAUGCUGGUCACGCUCGUCGCCGCUCGUGACGCCGCGCUGCGUCGGAGUGGCUCUAUAGGCGUCUCCGGCUUGCCACGCCUGGCAGUAUACGCCGCCGACCAAACCCACUCCACCUUCUUCAAGGCAUGCCGCCUCGCUGGGUUUGAUCCCGCCAACAUCCGCUCCAUCCCUACAACGGCAGAGAACCACUACGAGCUCGACCCGGCCAAGCUAUUCGAGUCAAUGCAGGCUGACGUUGAUGCUGGCCUCGUGCCGACAUACGUAUGCGCCACGGUGGGUACCACGUCCUCCAACGCUGUCGACCCGGUGGGCGUUGUCGCUGAGGUUGCCGCAUUGUUCGGCGCGUGGGUCCAUGUCGAUGCCGCCUACGCCGGCAGCGCCUGCAUAUGUCCAGAGUUCCGCCACCACCUCAAUGGAGUCGAGCGCGUGGACUCCAUUAGUGUCAGCCCACACAAGUGGCUCCUUACCUGCCUCGACUGCACCUGCCUCUACGUCCGCGACGCUCGCCGCCUGAGUGACUCCAUGGAGACCAACCCAGAGUACCUAAAGAACGAUGCCACCGACUCUGGCGAGGUCACCGAUCUCAAAGAUAUGCAGGUCGGCGUGGGCCGCCGCUUUCGCGGGCUCAAGUUGUGGAUGGUCAUGCGCACCUAUGGCACCGCCAAGCUCCAGGAGCACAUCCGGAGUGAUAUCGCCAUGGCCAAAAUGUUUGAAGGUCUUGUCCGCGCAGACCACCGGUUUGAGAUCGUUGUGCCUAGGAACUUUGCCAUGGUAUGCUUCAGGAUCAAGGCCAGUGGAGCCAUGACCGAGGAGCAUGCUGAUGAGGCCAACCGUGUGCUGAUGAAGAACCUAAAUAAGACCGGUAAGGCAUACAUUGCGCACACAGUGGUUGGUCAUAGGAUCGUGCUCCGGUUUGCGGUGGGGUCAUCGCUGCAGGAGGAGAGGCAUGUGAGGAGUGCUUGGGAGCUCAUCAAGAGCACAACCAACAAGAUGAUGAUGGAAUAAGUGGUGUGCACUUGCACAGAAUUUGAGAGGGGGAAAUUACUUCAAAUGAAGACACAACUACAUGUACAUCCUACAUUUUAAUAAAUUUUACCUUUGCCUUUUA
Molecule: messenger RNA, 1740 nt
Organism: Triticum aestivum (bread wheat)
Lineage: Eukaryota; Viridiplantae; Streptophyta; Magnoliopsida; Poales; Poaceae
Product: tryptophan decarboxylase 1
Exons: 2
Coding region: 81-1637 (518 amino acids)
Biological process (GO): carboxylic acid metabolic process; amino acid metabolic process
Cellular component (GO): cytoplasm
Molecular function (GO): carboxy-lyase activity; pyridoxal phosphate binding
Source: RefSeq, a predicted model, not a curated record